Pseudomyrmex gracilis is the source of this 1358-nucleotide messenger RNA. RefSeq names its product 28S ribosomal protein S29, mitochondrial (gene mRpS29). Gene Ontology annotation, molecular function: structural constituent of ribosome. Gene Ontology annotation, cellular component: mitochondrial small ribosomal subunit; mitochondrial ribosome. The transcript has 6 exons. Bases 138 to 1301 code for a protein of 387 amino acids. Lineage: Eukaryota; Metazoa; Arthropoda; Insecta; Hymenoptera; Formicidae. The record is from RefSeq and is a predicted model, not a curated record. Gene Ontology annotation, biological process: apoptotic process.
AAAGAACGAAAUGGUGUUCACGCUGUGGUUACCUGACGAAAACUGAUUGUAUUAUAACCUCGACAAGGAGUUUGUAAAAGUAGAAACUAUUGUGAAGAAUUUCUUGUUUUAAUCACAUUUGAAAAAAAGACAGCACAAUGUCUUUCCGCUUAUAUUCAAUUUUGAGAAGAAUACAGAAAACACAUGGUAGAAAGUUCAGUACGGCUGUUGAAGUAAACGAAAAAGAACAAGUGAGCCAAGUAUGCUCCUUUCGCACUGUUGAAAACAAUCCAGCUAAUCAUAAUGCUGAUCACAUUGCGAGAUUGUAUACAAUACCACCGGACAUUCAGCAACAAGUCUUUCAGUAUGGUGGUUUAACUAAAGCAUUCAGCGAACAAAUCACUACUUUUCAAGAGUGCUCUAUACUAGUCAGGCAACCGGCAGUUGAAAUUAUAUCUUACCUGCAUCAGACAGAUUAUACAAGACCUGUCAACAAGUAUGUGUUAUAUGGUAAAUAUGGAACAGGAAAAAGUAUGACAUUAACUCAUAUAUCGCACUAUGCUUUUGUUCAGGAAUUUAUACUCGUUCACACAUGUUGGGCACGAAAUUGGUUUAAAUAUCCAAAGGAAGUCGCAAAUUCAUCGUUAUCUCCAGGCUGUAUAGAUCUACCGAUUGACGCUGGAGCGUGGCUAAAACAUUUCAAAUCUCAAAAUUUGAAAUUACUCUCAAAGUUAGAUCUCAAAGUAUCCAAGGAGUAUAUAUGGAAUCAACGCGAAUUGACAGCCCAAGGUACACCCAUUUUAGAACUCAUCGAAUUCGGUAUAAAUCGUCUCAAAUACGCCUGUGGCGUAGUGGACGCGCUGAUAAAGGAGCUGAAGAUAGCCAGCACUGCGGGAAAGUGCAAGACAAUGGUCAUAUCGGAUGGAUUCAAUGCGUUCACAUCUAAUUACACGCGCGUCCGCGACGAAAAUAAAGCGAUGGUUUUGCCAGAGAAAAUCACGUUGGCGACGCCGUUCUUCAAUAUUACGCAGGAUGACUGGUGCAACGGAGCAGUUGUACUGACAGUAGAUGAGAAGGCAAAUAAAGAAAGACGAGAGUCGUAUUUUCCCAGAUACCUACUCGGUAAAGAAGGCUUCGAGCAUUUGGACCCCUUUGUACCCGUUCUGGUCGAAGAUUACAACGUUGCUGAAUUCGAGAGCAUGAUGGAAUAUUACAAAGAACGAAAAUGGAUAAGAAAUAUAACGCCCAGCGGGCAGAGAGAAAUAGAAUUACUCACUAAUAAAAAUCCGCUUAUUUUGAGGACACAUUGUGCAGCUUUGUAGAGUUGUAAGUGGACAUAAAGAUUAUAUAAUAAAACAUCUGAUGAACGUUUUAGCACA